This is a messenger RNA of Boleophthalmus pectinirostris (great blue-spotted mudskipper), 3200 nucleotides long. Its product is annotated as CD48 antigen-like. The record is from RefSeq and is a predicted model, not a curated record. Lineage: Eukaryota; Metazoa; Chordata; Actinopteri; Gobiiformes; Gobiidae. The transcript is spliced from 8 exons. Bases 148 to 1554 code for a protein of 468 amino acids.
CUUCUGGUCAUAUGAUGCAUGAAAAAACCCACAAAUAAAAAAACUCAUGAUGUGGUGGUUGGCUGGUGUUAAGAGAUGUAGAGAGCUUAACAACAAGAGAACAUGCUGUGCCUCUGUGUCUUCUGCCUCUCAAGGCUUUUCUGAAAAAUGGGGCUGAUCUGUUAUAAUCCUCAAAACAGGAACAUACUGGUCUUAAUCUUCCUCACAGUGCUGGUGGUGCAUUCUGAACAUAUUACUAAAAGAGAAGGAGAGACAGUGAUUUUACCCGUGAACAAGCCCAACACACUAAAGACCUACGUCUGGUCUUAUGGACCAAAGAACCCAACCAAAGUGAUCGCUGUAGUCACUGAUAACAUCCAGACAGUGGUGAACGGGACUCGCUUUGGCACAAGGCUUGAUUUAGACAUUAGCACUGGUAACCUGACAGUCCAGAAUCUGACCAUUAAAGACUCUGGAGCAUUUCUGAUCCAGAUCCUGACUCAUAACAGGACAUUGGAGAUGCAGUUCAAUCUUGUGGUCACUGGAAACACUGUCCUCAUCCAAGCUCUAGAGGGCACUAAUAUAACGUUGCCAACCGGAAUGACGCAUCUUGAACCUGAAUAUGAUAUCUUCUGGACUAAGAAUAAUUUCAGUGGAAAACUGAUUGUAAGCUGGGAGAACAACAUCAUCACAUAUGACCCAGGGCUGCAGGAGCAUUUGCUGCUGGACCCUCAAACCGGAGCAAUCACCAUCAUCAACAUCCUUAAAUGCCACUCUGGAUUUUACUGUGUCCGACUGAUGUACAAUGAAGAUUUACACAGCAUGAUGGAAUAUGAGGUGCAAGUUUACAGUCCUGUGUCAGCCCCUCACGUCUCGUUUGAGCAGAACAGCUUUGAUUCUAAGGAGCCCUGGAGCUGCAGAGUGAACUGCUCUGUGCAGAAUUCAGAGAAUGUGGUUCUGAAGUGGUACAGAAGAGACAAGAUGUUGAACCAAACCAGUGACUCAGACCUGUCCUCCAGGCUGGUCCUGCCUCUGAAUGUCCCCCAGACUAAAGAGGAGGUCAUCUACAGCUGUCAGGCUGAAAACCCCAUCUCCAAUCAGACCAUCAUCUUUAACACAUCAUACUCAUGUCCACAGAAAAAGGAAAAGGAUUUGUCACGGUCUAUUGGAGUCGGAGUCAGUGUAGGUCUGAUAUGUGCAGUAUGUUUGUAUGGGGUAGUCUCCUACAGAAAGAGAUUUUUAUACCACACACCAAGUCCCAGAGAUGUGGCAGACGAUCUUGCAGAAGGAAACACAAGACAACACGAGGGAAUGGACCAUUUUGUCACCAAUCGAAACACCAGAGAACAUGAAGAACAUGGCCUUUCCUGUUGCGUUUACCCGGUUCCCCCCUGUACACUGCUGUGGUGCUGCAGGACACAGAGGAGGGACACCUUUGGCUCUUCCUCUUCUCUAACUGCCCUUUAUUAUAUUUCAGGGGAUUGUAUUUACUUGGAAACCCCACCACAGACUACUCAGGACCAUAGGAUGAACACCGUAAUGCUCCCCAACGCUGAUAACUCUGAAGGCAAAUAGUUAACAUAACAGUUAUAUCCAAGAACACUCUUUUGUAUUUUUGUAUUUUGAUAAAUUAAAUUUUUUAUUGUUUUAAGGAUGGUGUAACCCGUAAACUUUAUUGAACAGGGCAGCAUAGUGUGAAAUGGGGGUGAAGAGCAAUUCAGCAAAUUGUUGAAGCUGGGAGUCGAACCCAGAACACUUGGCCACACAUUAUGCUAACAACAUUUCUUUUAAACUUUCUACCAUGUUAUAACAGUGUUCCCUCAUCAAAAAUCCACCUUAUGAUACAAAACUCUGCACAACUUCACAAACCUGAUGCAAUAUGCAAGUCAUUAGCAGGAUGCACAUUGCUUGUGUUGUGAUGGCGCUUUGAUGGGGGAGUGACUUAGUGCGGAGAAUAAAGGGACAAGAGACUCAGAGCUAUAUUUGCCAAAAACAACAUACAGUAUUAACUUGUUUUUGGUGAAUAUAGCAUUUUCAAAACAAUAAAAGGUAACAUGAUGAUCUAAUAUGCUCUCUGUUAGUAAUAGAGAUAGAAGUAAAAUAACCCCUCUUUAAAGUAGGCCUGCAUAUUCGUGUUUUCCUAAUAAUUUCAUGAUUAAAUGUGACAGAACCUUUGGUGCGUUGUAUAAUAAUUUUUAUAUCAGUUGUCAGUUUGUGAAGAAAAGUUUGAAAAAAGAAGAAAAAUGUACGUUGUAAAAGGGAAUUUGUAUAUCCAUGUCAUCUAUACUCAAAAUUCCAAUAGUUUAAGUAAUUGUUUAACUAAAAAAAAGAUCGCGUCAUUUAUUUUUAUUCACUAAAAAUAAUGAUGAGAUUAGAAAAGCUUUGGUCCUUGUUUACAGUGUAGUUGCAAAGUAGCAGUUAUAGAAUGAACUCUAACUAGAUUAUCAGCAAGUUAAUCAAAACAAAUGGCCCUACUUCUUUCUUCAUAACUUCUUCAGGGCUUUGUGUGAGUGACUGUAGCUCCCACCAGAUGUAAUGAUGGGGCUAUAAGUGUUAGCCUGCUGCUGUCCAGUUGUUUUGUGAUGAUAUUUUAUCCCUAGAUGACUCAGGAUUUGGUUCUAUAAACUGUAUGUCAUAUCUGCUGACCAUGUCCAAAACCAAGGUGAGAUUCUUUGCAAAAUCUUAAAUAUAAUUAUGAGAACUAGGUAAGUAAGUAAGUUGUGUAUGUCUAUUGUCUGUAUUGCAUUUUGGUAGCAGUGGUAAAACAAUAAAGCAAAGAAUGUACCUGUUGAGAAAACAGAACACUUUUAAUGUAAAGAAAACGAUUCUCAACAACUUUUAUUGUUCUUUUAUCGAAAGUCUGCUUACUUUUUUAAAAAAUUUGCUGGUUUCAGUCCCUGUUCUUGAAGGGUAAAAACAUUGAUUAAACCAACAGAAUAUUGUUAAAACCUGCUCAAAAAUCACAGGGGUCAAACUGAGGAUCUGCAUUCUCUGUGGGAGGAGCAGGUGUUGAGCAAAGCAAAGUGUCUCCUCGCUCAGCCCCUCCAUCCUCUGGCUCCUGACUUUAUCAUGAUGCCUUGAGGGUGUCGAUUUUAUGCUCCGGUACGAAAGAUUAACUGGCUAUUAUUAUUAUUAUUAAGGCUAUUAUUAUGUCAUGUAUGAAGGCUUUUGUGCUCUAGAUAGUUUUACAGGCAUGAGCAAAUAACAAAAUACACAGAAAU